Messenger RNA from Odobenus rosmarus divergens (Pacific walrus), 1125 nucleotides. RefSeq names its product retinitis pigmentosa 9 (autosomal dominant) (gene RP9). Lineage: Eukaryota; Metazoa; Chordata; Mammalia; Carnivora; Odobenidae. Gene Ontology annotation, biological process: RNA splicing. The transcript has 6 exons. The record is from RefSeq and is a predicted model, not a curated record. The coding region runs from base 1 to 666 and encodes 221 amino acids.
AUGUCUUCCCGGCCCGGGCGCGACGACGCGGGGGCCGGGGGCGUGCGGAGGCCGCGGGAGCCGGCCGAGCAGGAGCUGCAGCGGCGCCGGGAGCAGAAGCGGCGGCGGCACGACGCGCAGCAGCUGCAGCAGCUCAAGCACCUGGAGUCCUUUUAUGAAAAACCUCCUCCUGGGCUUAUCAAGGAAGAUGAGACUAAGCCAGAAGACUGUAUACCAGAUGUACCAGGCAACGAACAUGCCAGGGAAUUUCUGGCUCACGCACCAACGAAAGGACUCUGGAUGCCACUGGGGAAAGAAGUCAAAGUUAUGCAGUGUUGGCGUUGUAAACGGUAUGGUCACCGAACAGGCGACAAAGAAUGCCCUUUCUUUAUCAAAGGCAACCAAAAGUUAGAACAGUUCAGAGUAGCACAUGAAGAUCCCAUGUAUGACAUCAUACGAGAGAAUAAAAGACAUGAAAAGGAUGUAAGGAUACAGCAGUUGAAACAGUUACUGGAGGAUUCUACAUCCGAUGAGGAUGGAAGCAGCUCCAGUUCCUCGGAAUGUAAAGAGAAACACAAGAAAAAGAAAAAGAAAGAAAAGCAUAAGAAAAGGAAGAAAGAAAAGAAGAAGAAGAAGAAACGAAAGCAUAAGUCUUCCAAGUCAAAUGAGAGUUCAGACUUGGACUGACAGCAACUUGACUUGUUCAACAUUCUCUUCUCCCAAAUAAGACACUGUGGCCAAAGACCAGAGGAUGUGGAAUCGGGGAGGACUAGGAGAGAGCCGCCUAGAGAGCAGGGUAUUUGGUGUCACAUGUGUGAAUUCUCACCUGCCUUCCAGCAAAGAUGUGACCCCAGGAGGGUGAGUUGUACUUUCCCAGGCACUAGCUCUGGACAGCGGCUGAUGUCAGGCAGGAAAGCUUUGUUCAGUGUUGUCCUUCCGCUGACCCCUGCAGUUUGUGAUUCCUUCGAGCUGCCUCUGCCAGGGUGGCCCAACCGAGGGAAUGAGUCUCUGAGGAAGCUCCAGGUGCUGCUGCAGCCUUCCCCGCCCCAGGGCGCUACUUAGUUCCCAGAGACUUCAGAUUUGACUUUUCUCUGUUGUCGAGGAUAAUAAAAGCUCAUUAUUUAUUUUUUUAAUGUAUUUCUUUUU